Astrephomene gubernaculifera is the source of this 2643-nucleotide messenger RNA. The record is from the annotation of a GenBank genome assembly. Lineage: Eukaryota; Viridiplantae; Chlorophyta; Chlorophyceae; Chlamydomonadales; Astrephomenaceae.
GGCAUCAACAAGCCGAUGGUAUACAGCAGUGCUUUAGCCCCUCUAUCCUCCAAAAAAUAUCAGGUGUUGUAUUGUACCGGUACUUUUGCUUGCUAUAAAUAAAACUGCAACCGAGCCAUCAGCCUGAUUUAUUGCUGCACGGAUACUGGGAAGCUAAACGCCAGGAGAUUUUAGCUUGAUACUAAGCGCGCUUUGGAAGGCGCAAGCGGUGGACCUGCUGCGUGGCCUGCCCGCUCCAACGCUCAAUUUUUCCCUGGAAUACUUCCGAGGGAACCUCCCUAAUAGCUUUGAAAAGCGGUCAUUAAAUGCUCAGUGCAGUCCUACAGUUCCUGGGCCCCUGGGAGAACACCAACAAGGCAGAGGCCAGCCUUAUGGAACAAACGGCUCAACCAGAAGGUCCCACCACCAUAACAAUAAAAGCCUUCAAGGCGGCUUCCCGUCGCGACGAAUUCUACCGCCUUCGACCCAGUAACAGCUCCAUCGACACUGCAAUGAGUUCGGUCCCCAGCUCCUGCGAGAGCAGCAGCGUUUUGGGAAGAGAUGACUGUGCGCUGUUAACGACCUCAUGUUCGAUGAGCGAGGCAAGCAGCCCGACCAGCAGCAGUGUGAUGGUUGAUGUCUUCAAUGUCAACCGUCGCGCUAGCGAAGUACCGUUGCUGCCAGCAGAUGUUGGUCAGGGGCCUUCCAUGGGCGCAAUCCGGGAUUGUAGUGAUUCUUGGACGCACGAGAACGAGCUGGCCUGGUUGCGCAUGCGUCUGGCGAUGGCAUUGCAACGUAUAGCCGAGCGCGAUCAGGCUUUGGAGCAGCUGCAUGCAGAGCUGCAGGAGUUACGGCACAUGUACCGCCGUGACGUGGCACGACUCACAGCAGGCGGCGCCAGUGUGACAUGCAGUGAUGACCCAUGGGUCACGCCGCGACCCGCGGAGUGCUCCGGCGCCGGCUGCCGCGUGCACGGGACGGGGAUUGCAGCGGCAGCAGCAGCAGCAGCUGGGGUGUCAGUAGCGGGGGCUGUGGCUGUGGCAGGGGAUGAAGUGCAGGAAGGAGGUGAGGUAGGGGCGGUGGAGGCGGAGGGGGCCCACCUGAGGGUGGUGCUGGCGGCAGAGGUGGCGGAGCAGGUUGGUGCGGCUGAGGAGGUCAGAGAGCGGGAAGAGCAGGAACAGCAGGGGGAACAGGGAGAGGGCAGCAUGGAAGAUAUGCAAUCGUUUCUGAGCUUCCUGCAGGCCUGAUGAGAAGCCGCAGCGGGCCGAGGUAGGGCCGCAGGCCCGCGGCCAUUGAGCGGUGUGGUGCUGCCGAGCAGCGGGGGUGACAUCGGAAAUACUGUUUUGGCGGUGGGGUUCGUUAGUUAGUUACUGGGGGUGGCAAUGGUUGGUUGUUGUACUGGUAACGAACUGGAGGUAGCAUUGAUUGGUUGUCGUACUGGCAGAGGCGGCAGCAGAGGCAGGAAGCAGCUGCGUCGGUGUAUUGCAAAAGCAGCAUUUAGUAGUAGCAGCAGGAGCAUCGAAGUAAAGUUAAACAUCAUGCAGGGGUAGUCCGGGGGUUGCUUUUUUGUUACUCAAGCCAUGCUUGGUUAGGUAAAAAGAAAUGAGGCGAGGAGGUAUGAAAGAAACGGUUUGGGGAAUAGGACUGAGGCACGCAGAGUUGGAAAAGAUUGAUGCAAGGUAGUUGAGGCAGAGUCGAGGCAGCUGCGGUGGCCCUUCAGGUCACUGCAUUGAACGCAGUGGUGGGUUUGUCCGUGUGGUGAUCUGCGCCAAUGCAAUGUUGCUGCGCCAUUACAUUUCCGAACGUAACUCGGAGGCGACCAGAUUAAGAGUUCGACGAAGGGUUAUGUCUGUGCACGAUAGAUAGCGGCAUAGGACGUAAUGCAUGGUACAGGGUCUCGUCGGUUAAGACCACAAUAAAAUGUAUGGGCAGGCAGAGGCAGGUGGAGAUCGUGAUGCUUUGAAAGCGGGGGCUAGGGGUUAUCUGAGGGUUGUUGAAGUUGGCAUGUUCCAGCUUAACAGCCUUCCAUCUUGAGUCCUCGAAAAUUUAGGGGUUCGUUGCAUCAUCUUGUGUGCGGAUGGGUUUGGGGCUGGAAUGAGUAUAUUUCUGUGCUGUUAUGGAGACACUGCUAAAGAGAGAAUUGAACGUUGUGUUUUGCUCAGGCAUUCGUUGCCAAUCCAUGCUAGGCAUGGCAUAUUGUCGCAGCAGGGUUAUCAUAUGUUCCUGGUCCAGUGCAUACGUCCCUAGUCCCGAAGCAAGGGACCUUUUGUUGGCUGCGAUUCGUUUUGCGUGGUGCGGCUCAUCUUGUCCUGACGUGUUAUGGUGCAGCUACCGCUGGUUAGCUCGUUGUGCACGGCCUUCACAAUCUGUCGUAUACUUUCCCGUACAUCGAGUAUAUAGGGGCUUGCGAACUAGAGGUUGUAUAGCCGUAUAGAGCUGGGGUGGGUUAAGGGCUACCGUGAUUCUUUGUUAGUCACAGGACAUUAAGGCCGGGGACGUUAGGAGGAGGCAGGAGGGCGGAUAUGGGGAGAGCAUGGGGCGUUGGCGGGUAAGGACAGGCUGGUAUGACCGUUUGAGGGAGUCUGCCGUUGUAUUGGUCCCAGGCUGUUCAUUACUAGUGUAGAUGAGGAAAGGUGGCAAAGUGGUUUGGCUAACCUUUGUAAG